UACAACAGCAAACUACUGACGGAGGGAGGUUUACCUCGUUCUACAUGGAAACCGAGAUUUUGUGUUUGGACACAGCUUCAAUCAAGAACACAAACCCAUAACCAGGCUUAAUUCACGUGACCCUCAUGCAUUCGUUUCAGUACGCAACACAAGGCGUGUUUUCCUGACUCCACUCAGACACGUGUAGAUGAACACACACGAUCUCUCUCUCAUCUUUUCCACUCUUGAACGCCAGUCACCGCAGGCCGAUACCGGAUUGUACAUUAACAUUUUGGUGAGUCGUACUAACUACUGGACGAACAACCACAAUUUAUACAGAUCAUCUGUUGACGUGGACUAUUGAACUACUACAUGUACUUAACAUUUUUAAGGAUCAACUUGCUUUGAAAAAACAGAACUCCAUCAAGAAGUUCCUACAAAAAGGGAAGAAGUCCAUUGAGACUUGAGGCUACAGACGGCCAUGGACCCGGAGAUUGACCGAGCCAGACUUCUGGACCACUACUCCAAAGCACUAAACGACAUAGAGAACAACAUCCGAGAAACCAAGCACAACGAAGAGGCUCCCAAGGACAAGGUCUUUGAAAAGAGUGAGAGCGACGCUGGCGAUGGCAACAGCGGACUGGACGCACAAGGUGACCAACCAUGCACGAUCGAACGCUCUACACUCAAGUUCAAGGCGUUCUUUUUCCUCUUCAAGGGUAGCAAGUCCUGCAUCGUACCAUUCCUUCCUGUCUACUACCAGCAGUUUGGGCUUGUUGCGAGCCAGAUUGGGCUACUUCAGAGCUGUUCUCCGUUCACGCAGAUACCAUUGAUGAUGACCAUUACAUGUCUGGCUGACCGCCUCAACCUACGCAAAACGCUAAUUAUAAUAAGCCUCAUAGGCUGGAUCCUUGGUAUAGGAUGCGUUUCGCUUGUACCCGCUCCUCGCCAGCUUCGGUGCGCGUUAGCGCUGUCCAAACUACAGGAGUACAAACACGACCUCAACGGCAGUGAAUGUCCAAACAUCACAACGGGUUUCAACUCAACCACGGGGGUAGUCUUAUUAAAACGUUUUGAAACCCCUGUACGGACUACCCGCGAGUCCCACGAGUCAUUAUUACAAGAGGAACAACAGCAACCUCACGAGUACCUCUCAACCUUAAACGCAACCUCACCAGCCCCGUCUACUAAACAGCCAAACGUAUCCAAAGACAUCAUCUACGCACCUUUGAAGCAAAGCCUUCCGGGUUCCCACAGAACGGUCGGGACCAAGACCCCUUCGGUACAUAACGUCAUAUAUUCCCCACAACACUUCCCAAAGGAGCUCACCAAGAACAUAUCUUACAAAGAUGCCGUCACCCUCACCGAAUACAAAUGGCUGUACAAUCCAACGGACUUGCACAAUCUGUUUGUCGUGUUUCUCCUACUGAGUGUGUUUGGGUCCGUGUUCCAGGGGCCAGUUCAUGCUCUCAGUAAUGCUGCUGUGCUAGACAGCUUGUAUGUUAAAGGGAACACGGUGGACUACGGUUACCAGAAGGCUUUUGGUCCAGUCGGUGCUGCAAUUGGGACUUUGGCAAUGGGUGCUUAUCUGUCCACGACGGAACGACCUACAGUGAUGUUCGGAGUAGAGGUUCCUCACACGGAUUACCGGAUCGCAUUCAUCGUGUUUGUUAUUACCAUGAUCACGUGUCUACCAUUGGCGUUUACAUUCGACGCACCACCGAAACGCAAGGAGGAAACUGAGUUUUCGUUGAAGAUCCUCGCUGAAAUAAUCUGUAGUGCAAAGUACGGAUCAUUUCUUCUCGCUAGUGCGUGGACAGGGGUUGCGUCAGGGCUGAGUACCAGCUUCCUCUUCUGGUAUAUCAUGUCUGUGGGCGGAUCUCACGUCAUCAUGGGUGUGGCCGGACUGACAGCCCUGGGAGCUGAGACCAUCACCUACUUUGCCCUGCCGCAGAUAAGCCGCUUCGUCUCCCAUCACACUCUGAUGCUGUCAUGCCUCCUUCUCGUGGUCAUACGUUUCUUCCUCUAUGGCAUCUUCGUCAACCCAUGGUGGCUGGUUAUACCGGAAUGUUUCAAAGGUAUGAGUGCUGCUAUAGUGGAGUACACAUUGGGCGCCAUCUUUGCUGACGAAACACUCAUCUCCUACUCGUGCUCACUACAGGGGUCGUUCCUCCUCGCCUACUACGCCGUCGGCUUCGGAAUGGGGAGCAUCUUGGGCGGGGUGGUCAUCGACGCUCUGGGUGCCGUCAAAUCCUUCUUCGUGGUUUCUCUGAUCUCACUGAUUCUGUCAGUUCUGUUUCUGAUCAUAAGGUCGAUCCGGUACGGGUAUGACAGACUUCAAGAUUAAUGUUUCUCGUGUAAAUUACUGAAUUAUUAGGUAGGUUUAAAGGGUGUAUGUACUUUUUGUAGGACAAAAAAACACAAUGUCCACAGAUUUACACUAAACUUACACAGUUUG
Asterias rubens (European starfish) is the source of this 2437-nucleotide messenger RNA. Its product is annotated as major facilitator superfamily domain-containing protein 6-like. Bases 461 to 2326 code for a protein of 621 amino acids. The transcript is spliced from 9 exons. Gene Ontology annotation, cellular component: membrane. Lineage: Eukaryota; Metazoa; Echinodermata; Asteroidea; Forcipulatida; Asteriidae. The record is from RefSeq and is a predicted model, not a curated record.